AAUAUUUCUCUUCAUGAUUUUCAUCAAUUUGCUGGUUUGAGCAGCAAAAUGGCAAGUUCCACGAUUACUACACCAAUGACGAACACUACCGAGGCGUCGUUCGAGGAUGCUGCAAAUUUUCAUCUGUACACUGGAGUGACUAUCUUUUCUACUGUAUUCCUGUUCGUGAUAACAGCUCCAACUCUUGUAUUCAACGGGAUGACACUGUUUGCCAUCCAUAAAGAUCCUCUGAAAUGCUUCAGGAAUCCGCUAGCGAUGUUCAUGACUGGAGUCUUAGUUGCAGACUUCAUUUCUGGACUGAUUGUGUAUCCGUUUUUCGGCGCUGUUUAUGCUCAUGAUUUGCGCGUGGGAAUAAACGACUCUACUUAYAAAGUCUACCAUGUUGCUGGUGAAGUUCUCACGGCUACUGUAACAAUAUCGUUCCUGACUCUAUUGGGGUUGGCUAUUUCGCAGUUGAUCGCCGUAAAUUCGCCAAUGCGGUAUGAUCGAUGGGUUACUGUCCGUGGAGUCAAGACGGGUCUAAUCUGCAUAUGGAUUUACGCAGCCGCGUUCAUUAGCGUACCGCGUUUCUUCAGACGUGGAAACUGGAUUGAUUAUGUCUUCUUAUUUUUCUUAAUAUCUCACUGGCUAUCUUCUCCAGUGUAUUCCUGUUCAUAA
This is a messenger RNA of Exaiptasia diaphana, 657 nucleotides long. RefSeq names its product beta-3 adrenergic receptor-like. Bases 49 to 657 code for a protein of 202 amino acids. Lineage: Eukaryota; Metazoa; Cnidaria; Anthozoa; Actiniaria; Aiptasiidae. Gene Ontology annotation, molecular function: G protein-coupled receptor activity. The transcript is spliced from 2 exons. Gene Ontology annotation, biological process: G protein-coupled receptor signaling pathway. Gene Ontology annotation, cellular component: membrane. The record is from RefSeq and is a predicted model, not a curated record.